Cricetulus griseus (Chinese hamster) is the source of this 1132-nucleotide messenger RNA. NCBI's taxonomy places the organism in Eukaryota, Metazoa, Chordata, Mammalia, Rodentia, Cricetidae. The record is from RefSeq and is a predicted model, not a curated record.
GCUGCCCCGGGACGGGUCAAUACAGUGUUGUUCUUGAUUCCCGUCGUAACUUAAAAGGGAAACUUACACAAUGUCCGGAGCCCUCGAUGUCCUGCAGAUGAAGGAGGAGGAUGUCCUCAGGCUCCUUGCAGCAGGAACCCACUUAGGUGGCACCAACCUUGACUUCCAGAUGGAGCAGUACAUCUACAAGAGGAAAAGGGAUGGAAUCUACAUCAUCAAUCUGAAGAGGACGUGGGAGAAGCUGUUGCUGGCAACCCGGGCCAUCGUUGCCAUUGAGAACCCCGCUGAAGUCAGCGUCAUCUCCUCCAAGAACACUGGGCAGCGAGCUGUGCUGAAGUUUGCUGCUGCCACCGGAGCCACUCCAAUUGCUGGCCGUUUCACUCCUGGGACCUUCACCAACCAGAUCCAAGCAGCCUUCGGGGAGCCACGGCUUCUAGUGGUCACUGACCCCAGAGCUGACCACCAGCCCCUCGCAGAGGCGUCUUAUGUCAACCUGCCCACCAUUGCUCUGUGUAACACAGACUCUCCUCUCCGCUACGUGGACAUUGCCAUUCCAUGCAACAACAAGGGAGCUCACUCAGUGGGUCUGACGUGGUGGAUGCUGGCCCGGGAAGUACUCCGCAUGUGUGGCACUAUCUCCCGUGAGCACCCAUGGGAGGUAAUGCCUGACCUUUACUUCUACAGAGACCCCGAGGAGAUUGAGAAGGAGGAGCAGGCUGCUGCCGAGAAGGCUGUGACCAAGGAGGAAUUUCAGGGUGAAUGGACGGCGCCAGCGCCAGUUGAGAACGCCUCUGCGAGGGGCUGGUGGUCAGCUCUGGGGUCAGUGACCACUAGAAGCCGUGGCUCCCCGAAGGCUGCUUGGAUCUGGUUGGUGAAGGUCCCAAGAGUGAAACGGCCAGCAAUUGGAGUGGCUCCGGUGGCAGCAGCAAACUUCAGCACAGCUCGCUGCCCAGUGUUCACUGCGGCUCAGCCAGAGGUGGCCGACUGGUCUGAGGGUGUGCAGGUGCCCUCUGUACCCAUACAGCAGUUUCCUACUGAAGACUGGAGUGCUCAGCCAGCCACUGAGGACUGGUCAGCAGCUCCCACAGCGCAGGUCACCGAGUGGGUUGAAGCCACCAGUGAGUGGUCCUGA